Molecule: messenger RNA, 4080 nt
Organism: Mirounga angustirostris (Northern elephant seal)
Lineage: Eukaryota; Metazoa; Chordata; Mammalia; Carnivora; Phocidae
Gene: GPR146
Product: G protein-coupled receptor 146
Exons: 2
Coding region: 159-1160 (333 amino acids)
Biological process (GO): G protein-coupled receptor signaling pathway
Cellular component (GO): membrane
Molecular function (GO): G protein-coupled receptor activity
Source: RefSeq, a predicted model, not a curated record
ACCAGGACACCUGCGCGUGCCGGGGCGCCCUCGCUGCGUGCACCUUGGCUGAUGGGCAGUCCUGGCUCGCGGGGGAACACACAGCACACGCACGGAAGCCACCACGGACCUGUGUCGGCGGGGGCCGAGAGGCCCCGCCCGCCGCCGCCGCCGCCGCCAUGUGGAGCUGCGGCCCACUCAACAGCACGGGCAGCCUUGAGGACCAACUCCUCUGCCAGCACUUCUACGUGGUCCUGUCCGUCUUCUCUCUGCUCUACCUGGUCGUCGGCGUCCCCAUCGGCCUGGGCUACAACGCCCUGCUCGUCCUGGUCAACCUGAACGACCAGAGCAGCAUGACCAUGCCCGACGUCUACUUCGUGAACAUGGCCGUGGCAGGCCUGGUGCUCAGCGCCCUGGCGCCCGUGCACCUGCUGGGCCCCUCCGCCUCGGGGUGGGCCCCGUGGGGCUUCAGCAGCGAGGCCCACAUCACGCUGCUCGUGCUGUUCAACGUCUCCUCCCUGGUGACCAUGUACUCCACGGCCCUGCUCAGCCUCGACUACUACAUCGAGCGGGCUCUGCCGCGCACCUACAUGUCCAGCGUCUACAACACCAGGCACGUGUGCGGCUUUGUCUGGGGCGGGGCCCUGCUCACCAGCUUCUCCUCCCUGCUCUUCUACAUCUGCAGCCACGUGGCGGCCAGGAUCGUCGAGUGCUCCAAGAUGCAGGACACAGAGGCUGCUGACGCCAUCAUGGUGUUCAUUGGGUAUCUGGUCCCCACCCUGGCCGUGCUCUAUGCGCUCGCGCUCCUCUCAAGGAUCCGGAAGGAAGACACGCCCCUCGACCAGGAUGCGGGGAGGCUGGACCCCUCGGUGCACCGGCUUCUGGUGGCAACCGUGUGCACACAGUUUGGGCUCUGGACGCCUCACUACCUGACCCUCCUGGGGCACACGUUGCUUGCCUUGCGGGGGAAGCCCAUCGACGGGCACCACCUGGGGAUUCUGCUCUUUGCCAAGGACUUGUCGAGAUUCCUGGCCUUCUCCAGCAGUUCCGUGAUGCCACUUCUUUACCGCUACACCAACAGAAACUUCCCCAGCAAACUCCGGCGGCUGAUCAAGAAAAUGCACUGUGGGCACCAGAGCUGCUCCCCAGACCAAGUGGUGGUCCAGCAAGUGAUGGUAUAGAGAGCUGGUCCUGGGGCCGCCAUCAGUGCUCACCUUGCGCUCACCCGGAACGUGGCCGAGGGUGCACGCCCUACAGGCACGGUCCACUCCCCGCUGCCGGGAGACGGGUGCCUGACACUUCGAUUGGAUGCAUGGCACUUUUCACUGUCUUCCCCAGGAGGUCACUGCGGCAAGAAUAAAGGACAGCACAAGGUGUGUUCUGGCCAAGCUUUCUGUUGUUCAAAGCAGCAGGGGCCUGGUGUGAAGGAAAGCUGUGUCAGCCCUUCUGCCCGAGGCGUGUGCACUGCUCAGUCCUCCAGGUCCACGCCCUCAGCCUCCAACACACUGGGUCCCCGGAACAAAGUGAUGACAAUCAAAAGCCAGUAUUUAUACUUCGUCUUGUUAAAAUUCUUGAUUCCCUCUCUUAGUUUAUUUUUGUUUAUAAGAAGAGAGAUCUGAGAGAAAAGUCACAACAGUAUGAAAAUGAAGGAAGCAACACAAAAGAGCACCCACGUCGGAAGGGUGGGUGGGGGUGGGCCUGGCGGCUGCAGGGUCACGUGGAGGAGGCGGGCGAGGUGUCACAGGUGGCGUGAAGAUGUUUAGAAGGAAAAAGCCAGCAGUGUGGCUGGUCUUAGCCGAGAGUGAAGUAGCUCGCAGCUCUCUCCUUGCCCACCGAACGCACCCGGUACCCCGGCCGCCCUCACAGGUGGCAUCAGGCCGGUAUAGGUCAACUCCCCAAUGUGGGCACUAAACUCAACAAUACAAACAAACUGAAGGCAAAGGCGGUUAACGCUGAAGCUGGAAGGGACUGCCCAGGGGCAAGACAGGCCUGGAAGACCGAGCCUCGUCUGGCGCAGGGGCGGAGCGUGGGGCCGAUGCCGCCACCUUGCACCUGUCAGGUGCUCCACGGCUGCUGCCGCGGGGAGCCCGAGACCCGCCUGCUCAGCCAGAAGCAGCAUGCACCUGGAUCCUUCCACACCGGGGCCCAUACACAUCUGCUUUAAAACUGUGGGAACAGGAGCCCCCUGCCCCCCACACCAUCACGACACAUCCCAGGCCUGCAGCCCCUAACCCCAACUCUGAAAUCCACAAAACUCAAAAAACAGGAAGAUUUUUCAGGUUGGCAGCAAAUUUGUUUGGUAGCAAACCCUGAUCUGAAGUGGUAGGAGGGCACUUUUCUGAGGAAAGAGGAGUGUGACUAUGGGGCCCUGCCCCAGGCCCACUGUCCCGUAGCGUGCAGUACGCACAGCAUGUUACUGUGUGUGCGUGCGCACAUGCAGAAGACAGACCCACAGAAGUCGUUUGCUGAAGGAACCAUAGACACGCGCAUUCCUUAAAAGGUGGUUUAUAUUUCAACCGAAGUUUCCUUGCAGUGUUACGAUGAGAGAGAGAAUAGCUUGGGCUGAAUUGGUGAUUUGGUAACACCAUCCUGCUUUUAGGGUUGUGCAUCCAGAAAAAAAAAAAACACCUGCUUUGUUUUUGGUCGAUGCUCAGUAAUGCGCCCUAUUUAUUUAUUUAUUUUUUAUUUUUAUCUCUUGACUUCCUUCACCCAUUUCUCCCACCGAUCUGUUGUUUCUAUGACCUUGGUUGUUUUUUCAAAGAUCCCCCAUAUAAGUGAGAUCAUAUGGUAUUUGUCUUCCUCUGGCUGAUUUAUUUCCCUCAGCACAGUGCCCUCCUGGUCCCUCUGUAUUGUCGAAAAUGGCUGGAUUUCAUUCGUUUUUAUGGCUGAUGUUGCACGGUGCAUGUUCUCUGUGUGUAUGUACACCCCCCCCCCAUCUUCCGCGUCCACCCGUCCAUCGAGGGGCACUUAGCUGCUUCCAUGUCUUGGCCAUGGAGAAUAAUGCUGCAGUGAACACGGGGGUGCAGACGUCUUUUCAGUUAGUGGUUUUGUAUCCUUUGGGUAAAUACCACAAGUGUGAUGACUAGGUCGUAGGGUAGUUCUCUUUUUUUAACUUUUGAGGAAACUCUAUAUUGUCUGAGUGGCAGCACUGGUCUGCAUUCUCACCAAUGGUGCACGAGGGUUCCCCUUUCUCCACAUCCUCACCAGCUCUUAUCUCGUCUUCUUGAUGAUGGCCAUCCUAACAGGUAUGAGGAGCUCUCCCUCUGUGCUUCUGAUGCGCAUCUCCCUGGUGGUGAGGGGUGCAGAGCGCCUUUCCCGUACAUGUUAGCCAUCUGUGUGCUCUUUGGGGAAAUGUCUAUUCUGACCUUCUCCCCAUGUCGUAAUCGGAUUUUGUUCUGCUACUGAGUUGUAGGAGUUCUUUAUAUGUAUUUUAGAUAUUAGUCCCGUAGGAGAGAUAUUAACAUACUAACUUGCGACAACCUGAAAACUUCUGAGUUCUGACACAUCUGGUCUGAGGAUAACAGGGUGUGGCUCGAUUUUCUGCCACAUUCCAUGCAGGGAAGUCGCUCUUUGGUCCUGGUCUCUUGGGAAAUUGAGCCCAUGACUUAGUUGCGUUUUUCUAUCUGCAGAAUGUAUCCCCUCUAGGAUGAUGUGACUGAGUUAAGAGUCUGCCUGUGCAGAAUCAUGAAAGUACACUGGAUGCCACGGCCCUGGUCCUGCUUGCCCCUGGUAGCUGUGAAACUCUGGACCAGUUCUCUGGGGCCCUGACAGUAGGUCCGGGGCAGAAUGAGAGACGUUCCCAGGUUGCUUCUGUCAGGAACGUGCUAUUUCUACUGAAGGACGAGGUCCCCCCUCUGCUGCUCCAGGUCUUCAGAUGCACCGGGGUUUCUUUUCAAAUCCCAAAGCCUCAGGCCCGACCCCCUCCACCCUCCUCGAGCUGUGGGCUGCACGACGGGUAGUCCCGAGGCCAGGGCUCCUCUGGGAGAGCCUGGCAUUGGCUGAGUGACCCGUGUGACUGCAUGGGCCCCAGCACAGCAGCCGCAGAACCUCUCGCCUGCAACACGCCUCCUGCUGCUUCACCUCCAGUUCUGUCACGGCCGG